Messenger RNA from Camellia sinensis, 1282 nucleotides. Its product is annotated as carbonic anhydrase 2. Lineage: Eukaryota; Viridiplantae; Streptophyta; Magnoliopsida; Ericales; Theaceae. The record is from RefSeq and is a predicted model, not a curated record. Gene Ontology annotation, biological process: carbon utilization. Gene Ontology annotation, molecular function: carbonate dehydratase activity; zinc ion binding.
UCAAUUCUAUAGUCUGGUGAGCAAUGUCGACCGCUGCGAUCAACGCCUGCUGCCUCACCUCUCUCUCUCAAUCUUCUCUCAUCAAGAAUAGACCUAAUAAUACUACAUUAGGACGUCUUUCGGCUAUUGCCAGGCUUACUUCUUCUUCUUCAUCUUCAUCUUCUCCACCUAGUCUCAUCAGAAACGAGCCUGUUUUUGCUGCCCCUCAACCCAUUAUCACCCCCUCUUGGAGAGAAGAUAUGGGGACCGAGUCGUAUGAGGAGGCCAUUGCUGGACUCAAGAAACUUCUGAGGGAGAAGAGUGAGCUUGAACCUAUUGCAGCUACAAAGAUCGAUCAAAUAACUGCAGAAUUGCAAACAUCGGUUGAAAGCAAACCAUCAUCUCCCCUGGUUGAGAGGAUGAAAAACGGCUUCAUUCACUUCAAGAGAGAGAAAUAUGAGAAAAGUCCAGCUUUGUUCGGUGAACUCGCCAAAGGCCAAAGCCCCAAAUUCAUGGUGUUUGCGUGCUCGGAUUCCCGGGUCUGCCCAUCUCAUGUAUUGGAUUUUCAACCCGGUGAGGCUUUUGUGGUCCGAAACGUUGCCAACAUGGUCCCUCCAUUUGAUAAGACAAAAUACUCUGGAGUUGGGGCCGCUGUUGAGUACGCUGUACUCCAUCUUAAGGUAGAGACGAUUGUAGUGAUUGGACAUAGCUGCUGUGGUGGGAUAAAAGGACUUAUGUCUUUCCCAGAUGAUGGACCCACUUCCACUGAUUUCAUUGAGGAUUGGGUCAAAGUCUGUUUACCAGCUAAGAACAAAGUGAAAGCAGAGAAUGGCAACAUACCGUUUCCAGAACUAUGUACCGUUUGUGAAAAGGAGGCAGUGAAUGUAUCCCUUGGAAACCUGCUAACUUAUCCGUUUGUGAGAGAUGGUUUGGUGAAGAAAACGCUGUCGUUGAAAGGCGGUUACUAUGAUUUUGUUAAGGGAGCUUUUGAGCUCUGGGGGCUCGAGUUCGGCCUUUCUCCCUCCCUCUCAGUAAAAGAUGUCGCCACGAUACUUCAUUGGAAGCUCUAGGGACAUGCUUAGAGGUCAUCCUUGCAAAGAUGAGGCUCUCAGAGUCAGACAUUACAUAUAUUAAAUCUGAUGAUAAGAACUGGAUUGUGUAGAAUUAAUUUCCUUCUACAAACUUGGUAACUAGCUCUUGUUCAAUUUUCCUUAGGAAAACAAACAAGCUAAUGUUCAUUGUUUCGCAGCUUCAUUGGAGAUAGAUUGAUGAGGAAGUAACAGUUCUUCCCAAACUUACGAAA